Messenger RNA from Coffea arabica (coffee), 2332 nucleotides. The record is from RefSeq and is a predicted model, not a curated record. NCBI's taxonomy places the organism in Eukaryota, Viridiplantae, Streptophyta, Magnoliopsida, Gentianales, Rubiaceae.
UAAUGGUGAUUGAUAGUUCAAAGACGGAGUAUUUGGAUUUAAACAUAUGGUCUGUGGAUUAUUGGGUUUCAGAAACUGAUUUGGAAAUCCCUUCUUUUAUCUGAAUUUUUCAUUGCAAAGUACAACUUUGAAGCUAACAGAACCAGGAAAAAUGAUGGAAUAGCAUAAGAUAAGAAGUCGAGGGAGGGAGGGUAUUGCAAUAUAGCAAGUUAUAUCUCUUGCUAGACUAUAUAUAGAACCCAAAUGAUGGUCCUGAUGCAGUCCUCGCAGGCAUUUUGAUCACUAGAAAGCAGUUUUAUGUGUGUUGUUUGGUGAUGGGCAUCCCAGUUUCCCCAACAUGUAUAUCUUGCUUUAGUUUUGGAUUCACAAUGUGCAGUAGGGAAAUGACAGCAAGUAUCAAACGGAAUUUGUUCACUAGUUGGUUCUUGAUAUCCUGUGAUCUAUCAUAAUGGCUGGGUGUUACUUAUGUACUUUGAGUUUGCUUUUUUGUUCUUGAUGUGGAGUAUUCUGGCUUCAAAUAGUGGUGUUUUGCAGGGCAUUGACCAGGUGCAUGUCUUCUCCCAUUUCGAUAAGUUGUUAUGCCAAUGCCUUUUCUUUGCCUUUUGCCUUUUCCAGUUUGAUUUUUUUGGGCGUUCGGUAAAUAUUAGAACAUGGGGUUGUAUUAACUCGAUAGACCAACCUUUCUGAUAGCAAUUCCCUUGGUUGCAACUUUUUAUGUUGUCUCUAAUUAAAUCACCAGGGACUUGUGUUGCCACGACUUCUUGCUCUUUCUCUGGCCUUUCUGUUUUAUUGUGCUCCUUAGUGUAUUCUGCCCGAGUAUCUCUUCUAGAAGUUAAGGUUACCUAUUGCAAGCUCUGACUUACUGGAUAGUGUUUGAUUCAGGAGCAGAAUAAACUCUUUAAAGGGUGACUAGGUAAAUAGCAGCCGACAAGCAAUGCCUGUAAUAGUUCCAUGGCCAUGAUGAAGCUGUUUGAUGCUCAUUGUCACCUACAAGAUCCGAGGGUGUUCAAUAUGGCCCCACAGAUAAUCAGGAAAGCGCUUGAUAAUGGGGUUGCUCAUUUUGCUGUCAAUGGAGUCAGUGAGAGUGACUGGCAUUUGGUUAAGGAGAUGAGUGAUAGGCAUCCUUCGGUGAUUCCAAAUUUUGGGAUCCAUCCAUGGUUUGUUGCUGACAGAACUCCCAAUUGGCUGAACACUUUGAAGGAAUUCUUUGAGGCUAAUCCUGCAGCUUCAGUUGGAGAGAUAGGUUUGGACAAAGGUUCACGUGGGAAGCAGAUUGAUUUUACAGACCAGGUUGAAGUUUUCCGACAGCAACUUCAGCUUGCUAAAGAGUUGAAAAGACCAGCAUCUAUCCACUGUGUGCGAGCUUUUGGUGAUUUACUUGAUAUACUGAAAUCUGAAGGACCAUUCCCUGCUGGUGUGCUUUUGCAUUCUUUCUUGGGUUCUGCCGAAAUGGUUCCUGAAUUUGCUAAGCUUGGUGCGUACUUUUCCUUUUCGGGGUUUCUUAUGUCCAUGAAGGAAACCAAGGCAAGGAAAAUGUUGAAGUCUGUUCCUCGUGAUAGAAUUUUGUUGGAGACAGAUGCACCCGAUGCUCUUCCAAAAUCAAACAAUUCAGAUUCUCUUCUUGUGAUUGGAAGUCCUGAUGAAGAUUCAACUACCAAGGACAGUCCCUUGUUUGAGAAUGCAUCUCUAAAGGAAACCAACAAAUCAACUUUGGAGACAGAAAACCUUAAUCAUCCUGCUAACAUUCACCAUGUACUGUCUUAUGUAGCAUCUUUGCUUGAUAUGACUAGGGAAGAACUUGCUGAAAUUAGUUAUGGAAAUGCGGUAAACCUCUUCACUUAUGAAGGUUCCAAGAAAUAUAACUAACAGGUAUUAGUGGCUGGUCUAGUGCCUACUUGUUCCACAAUAUCAAUCCAACGAAGUGGAGUAAAAGAGACUUGGAUGUCUAGAAAUCGAUCUGAAGCUUCUUUGUAAUUUCUGUUGUGACCGACAUAUUUUUACUGGUGCAUACUGCAAGAAACCUGCUUUCCAGUCAGAUAGGUUUACGUGUUGAUGUGGCUGUCGCUAGAGAAAGUUCUGGCUAACUUGGAGGACAUUGAACUACUACCAGGAUAUCUUGCACUCUUUUGUAUGACUUGCAAUUUAUCAUGGUCUACCAGUAAUGCUACGUAUAGAUACAGAAGUGUUUAUGUUCUGCAGCAGCAUCAGCAAAAGCUAUAUCCUUUUGUGCUAUGUCUUUUAUGUUUCUAAAAUCUUAGGUUCGUUGGAAUUUUUUUCUCAAUUAUGGUGCCCUUGUACAUAAUCGAACAUAAAAAAGAUUCGCAUACAUAAA